Messenger RNA from Passer montanus (Eurasian tree sparrow), 7121 nucleotides. RefSeq lists its product as uncharacterized. The record is from RefSeq and is a predicted model, not a curated record. NCBI's taxonomy places the organism in Eukaryota, Metazoa, Chordata, Aves, Passeriformes, Passeridae. The transcript has 6 exons. The coding region runs from base 350 to 2680 and encodes 776 amino acids.
GCAGCAGCAGCAGCAGCAGCAGCAGCAGCAGCAGCAGCAGCAGCAGCAGCAGCAUUGGACUUUAGGUUUUGGGGCUCUAAUGGGGAGGGAGAAAUAGCUUAGUUCUUGUAGGGGGUUUGUUUGGUGGUUUCUUUUGUUUUUGUGGGGGUUUUCCCCCCUUUUCUGCACCACUCUCCUUCUCAAAGGUAAAAGUAAUUCUUUGGCCUGAGGGAGUCUGUAGGGUUUUGGGUGCUUUCAAGAGUUGCACCGGCCACCCUAGAUGGAAGCUGAAGAGGGCUCCAGCGUUCCUAAAGCAUUCUGAAACUCUAGGCUGAACCGUGUGCUAGUUUGUAACAGUUCUUAAAGAAAAAUGAAUACUGCCUCAACUUCAGAAAGUGGAUCGUAUUCCACAAACAACCCAGGACCCUUUAUUUAUGCUCAGUCAUCAGCUCAACAGCCUUAUCCAAAUCCAUGGUGCCUCAGUUAUGCAUACAGUCCAUACUGCGUACCUGCUCCAGGCUUCCGGAGUGGAAAUCCAUAUUUUCCAUUUUAUUCUGUUGCACUCCAUGAGUACCCUAGAUUUUUUGUCCCACAGCAUCCAGUGCAUGCAAGAAUUAACAGAAGGCCUUAUUUUAAUGCUGCCCCAUCUUCCCCUAUGUUUUAUCAUGCAACAAGAUUUAGGCAUUACAAUAGCUCUGGGAAGAAAAUGGAGACAAAAGAAACACAGACUGAUCCUAGACAGCCUGAAAGCAAGCAAAAAAGGCAUCAAGAUAUCCGUACAGAAACGAAAGGUUGUGGUGCAGGAAAUACAGCCUGUGUUUCUCCUGGUAUAGGUACAGAGACUGAAACCACUUCAGAGAAACGAGAUUCGUUUGGCUCCUCUAUUGUGGUAGACAGAGAGUUUCAUAACAAGAGCCCUGCCAGCUCUACACAGUAUAGAAAUCUUCCUACUGGAAGCUAUGCCUUUGAGAAGGAAGAAGUGAGGAUAGAAUAUGGAAAUGGCUCUCCAGCUAUUCAGCUGUGGAAGUCCUUUAAAGAAACAAUCCCACUGUAUGAUGCGGCAAGUGGUAAACCAGUUUCAGAGAACAUACUGCCACAUGACUUAUUUUCUCUUAGCUCAUGUGAAGGCUUGCUAUAUGGCCCUCAUGAAGGGGAGAAUAUGCUGCCAGGAGCUUCCUUAGAUGAGAGAAAAGCUGUUGUGACCUCCAAACAGGGUGCUGAAGCUGUGCAAGAGAAAGAUGUCCAAAAUAAUGAAGUUGAGCUGGAUGCAGAAAAGAUGGCAAAAUCCCCCCCAGGUGAAACCAUGGCAGUGCAAAUCACAGAGUUGGCAAGGUCUGUUGGUGUAGAUCAACCAGUGGUAAUAGCUAAGAAAUCUAGCACUAAAAGGGCUGCAGGAUCAAAAACUUCUCAAGAAGAGCCUAGCUUUAUUCAACAAGCAGGACUACUUCCAUCUAAUAUGGAGGUAAUGAGUGACUUUCAGCAGAAAAAGCUGAAUUUAAGCCACAAUGCAACUGGUGAAAGGCAGACAGAAAAAAGUAUUUGGUGUGACAAAUCAAUUGAGAAGUUUGCUCCCUCUAGCAGCUGGCUGGCUUGUUUGGACAGUAUGGACACAAACUACAAUGCUUGUUUGCCACAAAGGAAGUGUCAAAGUGUAAUCAGUCUGUCUUCUGAUGACAUGUCCUCUGGAGAGGAAGGCUCCUCAACUGAUAAUGCCCCAGUGUCUUAUUUUGUGCCUGACAAUGUGCUUCAGAAAAGCACGUAUACUCUUCAGAAAAGUACAGACGGCUUAGAGCAAAUUAAAGGUGGUGGAUCCCCUAAUGUAGAUGAAGCCGUAGGAAAGGAGCAGGUGAACAGCCUCAAUGACCAAGAUGUCAACUCUUCAAACACAAAGAUCAAAGAGGCUUCUAGUAAAGGUAGAAAGCUGGGAGCCCUUUCUAGGUCCUCUAGUAGGAAAGAAGUCGAUUCUCCCAGCAAAAAAGCAACUAAGAGUUUGUCAGAAGUUGAGGACUCUGAAGAAUAUUCUGUGAAGGGAGAAGAGGAAGAUGAAGAUGGAGAGGAUGAGUAUGAGGAUGACGAGGAUGACGACAUGGACGAAAUUGAGUAUUUCUUUCAAGAAGCCCCUCCAUAUUGCAUCUUGAGGCCAAGUAAAGGAAAUUUCUACCAAGUUGGCCAGAGAGUGCUUUGGAAACCAUCUACAAAUGCUGUACCAGCGCAAUUGAUUAGCUGGCCGGCUCAAGAGAAAAUAAAAACCAGGAGUGGGCUUGUUGAAAACAUUGGUGUAGUUUAUAAGCCAAAGAAGAGAGAACAAGAUGAAGUUGUAUACAGUGACUAUGGGUAUUAUGGAAGAAAGAGGCCUAUGACAAGAAGAGAAGGACUUGAACACCAGCGAAUGCUACGGAAAUUCUUGAGAGGAAGGCUGUUAAGAGAGAAUGUGGGGAUACUACCUGAAGAGUACUGGAUUAGAAGUGGCGCUAAACCCAGAUUUACCAGCCAAAUAUGUGGUAGUUUCUCACCUCCAGCAAGGAGCAAAGAACAAGUGUGCCAACCUUUGGUUAAGCCAAAGAAGAGAAGAAUGGGCAAGCCACCUUCAAAACGCAGAGAUGCGAGACAGGAGAUGGAAGAAGUAGAAACAUGGGAGCUGCCUAAACACAGCACACAAAAAGGGCAUGGAACAAAGAAGUCCCUCUCUAAGAAAAGAUAAUUGCAAAUAUUGGGGCAGAAGUGAGGGGAGGAAUAACAAAGGUUUUUUUGUAUAAAUCCAAGAUUUGAUUAUUAUUCUAGUAUAUAUUUUGUAAGUUGCUGUUCACUCUACAAGGGCAAGAAGUGACACUGUGAAGACUGAGGACACAAUUGAGAUGGAAUGAAGUAUUUAACACCAAAGUCACCAUUUUAUAAUUGGCACAUCCACUAUUUAAAUAAUAAAUUUCAUAGAAUUGCACUUUGAGACUUCUUGUGUUCCGUCUUUACACAGUAGCAAAAAAAACUUGAGAUGGCCAUAUAUGUGCAAAACUGCCAUUAUAGCAUGACAGUUAUUGCUGCCCUAUCCUUAAACUCUGCAAGUCUGUGAGGCCUGUCCAUGUUCUUUCAUAGUCAUAUGAUCUGGACAUAAGUACAAGAUCUUUUUUUAUCAGCUGGAUUUGUUUUCGUCAACAUGCAAAGGAAUAUAGUCACAGCUGUAUCACGUCAAGUGCUGUUUUACACUUUCAAGGCAGUUCCUCAGGUCUUAUGACUGGGGACUAAAACUAAAGCAUUGAGUUGAUGUGAUGCUUCCCUCUUCUCCCCUUUUUCUCUGGACAUUUUUGAGUCCUUUAUGGAGCCCCUGAGCUGGAGAUAUGGAUCUGAAAGGUAAAACAGAAGUUUUUAGUGGUGUGCCCUGUUUUCUGACUUCUUACUGAUGACUUCUGUGAUUUACAGCUGGUACUGUCCCCAGAAGUCUCUUUAUAGAACUAAGAUGGUAAAAUCAGGUCUCUGCUGAGCUGUCUUAGGAAUAAUGGUAACAGGCUGAUCUACAUGAGGUGGAUAGCUCAAAAAUAUGUAGUUUUUUUCCAUAUCUAUGAAGGUUAUCAUUACUGUGUGAGAAGAAUAAAUAUGAUAUUGCCAGUCUUGAACGAUUCACAAAUAAAGUGAUAGCAUCAGUGAAGAAAACGGGGAAACAAAAAAAAACCUGCCAACAAAACACACAUCUGGCUUUCCUUAAAAAAGGGUGGGGUGAAUGGACAGACAGAACUUGUCUUUUGCUUCCUCUCCAUGUUCUUAUUCUGUCUGUGCCCUAGAGUAACCUACAUCAAUAAAAGUAGCAUUUCCUGUGACUGUUCAGGUUUUGUGCCUACCUAUUACAAGUUUGGCCAUAACUGAAGUUAUGCUGUUUUCCCUCUUAAUGAGGAGUAGUGAUGUUUCCCUACCCAACUGAUCCUAUCUCUCUAUUAUUUUUAAUACCACCUGGUUAAUUGUUAAAGCUCUGCUAUAACUACAGCCUUUAGCACAAGCUGUUAGAGGAAAGAAGUCAUUGUGAUGACAAGUUUUCAAUUCCUUUUCACUUCAAGCAAUGAAAGAAAAUAAAUGCAUUAACAAUUCUUAUUUGGCUUCUGUGCUGCACAAAAUCUCUGCACCAGAACAUCAAAGAAUAAAAUGAGGAAUUCUAGCAUGGAGCUUUUUUACACGCAUUUCUGCUGAUAGCCUUAGCUGUAUCUUUUGCUGCUUAUCUUAUAAAGGAAUACUCAUGACCUCACAGCAGAUUACUUUUGGGAAUGGGUAAUACUUGACAGAUACUCCAAGUGAUCAUGUUGGUCAGCCUUUUACAGGUCUUGCACUACUCAGUGUGAUUUCUACUCAGAUGCAAGAAGUAAUUUAGGACCUGAGGAUGCUCCUGAGAGGACAAGAGGGAGUAGCAGUAGAAGAGUUUACACUGCUCUUUAUCUGAAAAUAAAUGCUAUUUUAAACUGAUUAUAUCUUGUACUAUACCUGUGCUAUGCCUGAUACUUAUAGUAUGUGUGAAUGCUCCAGUGUUCAAGAAAUAAUUCUUUGAUAAGGUUAUAUGCAGUGUAGUCCACUCUAACAGUACUAGUCCUGUGACCUUAAAACUAAAUCUUCUGCUUGGCUUUUUUUUUUCCAUUCAGCAGCAUAGAUAAUUUGAGGAUUGCAUCUUAACUGGCUUACAGCUGAAACUAAUGUUCCAGUGAGUCAAAAGGCCAUGCUUCACAAAGGCAGUGAAGUACAAACUGCAUUUAAAAGGCUGGGAGUUCAAGCCCAGGCUCUUGCUUAUUCAGCCAGGUAACUAAGGCAAGGUGAUAUUUAGUUUUGCAGAUGCACAUACGUGUCAGCUUUUGUUCUCACUGCAGCCAGACUGACUGCCCAGUGACUCACUGCAGAGCUGGCAGUACUGUGAAUUUGUAGCUGUCGCAGUACUGCAUUGCCUUGGAAGUUUUCACAUGCUUCCUGCAGCAUCUCCUGAAAGGCAGCUGAAGAAUCUAUUUGCUGCUUGGCACACCAGCAACAAACCUUAGAGGCCUCUGGGAUUGCCAUACUGAGAGCAUUGUUUGGACAGACUUACUGUCUGUGGCUCAGGAUUUCUAAAUCAUUAUUUGUAACUAACUGAAACCUCUGUUGCAAAGUGGGUGUGGUGUAAUUACUGAUGUGGAGCUCUGGGUUCUGUUGGCUCACCAGGUAUUAAUUCUGUAUUUUAAUUUUCAGUUUUGUAGCACCUGGAUGGCAUAAGUUUUUUUCCUGUUUACAAUGUCUGGUGUUCUGCCUUAUACUGGAAAAUAUUAACCACAGGUCUUUCUAUUAAAAUCAAACAAAUGCAGAACGGAGCCAAUGACAAAAAAAACCACAAAAACCCAUACCUCAAACCCCAUGCCAACUGAAGGCGUACCAAGGGAAAAAAAAAAAUUAAUUCUUUUUUUUUUAGAGUACUUAGCUUCCCUUGACUUGCUGCCACUGGCUGUCUCACUCAAAAAGACUAUAAACCCCACCUAACUGAAUGGCUGAAGAAAUAAGGAAAGCAUCAGUAUUUUACCUGAAAUACCUUUCUUACAAAAAUGAUGCAGAGUAUUAAGAUAAAAGACUUGGGAAGCUAUAUUGCCUUUGAGGGUAGUUUUAGCUGCAUUUAAUGCCUAUUUAGUUUCAUGGCACUAUAUAAUCAUGUUAUUACUAUCACUUGGGCUUCAACAGAACAUUCAAAUGGAAAUAGAUGUCUAUAAAGAAGGCCAGAAAAAAUGUUUUUUGAACAAAAACAUUACAUGGUUAUGAUUUAAAAAAUAAGGCUAGUAAGUUUUUCAAGACUAUAACUUCCUAUCCUGCUUUCUGGGUUUACUUCAACAUAGAACUGUUUUUCAUUAAUCUAAAGGGGUGUUGGUAUUUAUCUCUAGUCUACAUAUUUUUAAAAGACUUAUCUUAAAUGACAGCUUUGGCACUGUUUAAAAUGCCAAAUGAUGACGUGAAUCAUGCUUCUCAGCACUCUAGCCCUGGCUGUUAAAAGAGCUCUUGUAAAUCUUAGUCUAUUGGAACUGUUAAAUUUUGAAAUGUUACUUUUUAUGAGUUGCAGUAAAGGCCUACAUGGGAUAUGACAGAGGCUUAUAAAACUGGAAAUGACAGGGAGAACAAACAGGAAUCAGUUAUUCACACACCCUCCAGUGUAAGAUUAAAGGUGUGUGAAAUUAAACUAGUACAAAGCAGUGUGAAAGUCAAUUGCUACAAAUUACUAAACAAUGAAGAAGAAUUCAUUGCUAAGGAAAAUGGCAAAGUUUAUAAGCAGUGAGUGGAUAUAAAAGAAAAUAUAUAUCCAAGGCCACUAAAUACUAAAAUCUAACCCAUGAUUCCAAGUACCUGCACCAUAGGUACUCUCAGCAGUAGAGGGUGAGAGAGCAUUUCAGUGAAGCAAUGAAAUAAGAGAAGAAAUAAUAGCAGAGUUUGCACUGCUCUGCUGUGGAGGUGUGUUCUAUAAACCCUAAUUGGAAAGAUACUGAUAUAACAGACCUUUAGUCAGGCAUAGAAAGUUAUAUGGCAUCUCAAACAUUUAAAUUGGAUUUGACUCAAGUUAGAAAUGGUCUCCUAAUGUAUUUUUCUUAAUUGUUGAAAUAAUAAAUCCUGACUGAUACAAGGAGAGAGUUCCAUCAAUAAGGAAGGGGAUCGCAAAGGAAAAACUGAUUUUUUUUAUAUUAAACUAAGCUUCAGAACAAUCUUAAAUGACAAAAGCUGAAGUAACUGAAGAGAUCCUAAGUUAGCCCUGCUCUAGACAAGCCUGAGUUCUCUUGAUCUUGGAAUGCAUCAGGUCAAUAACAGGCUUCUAGCAUCUGUUCAAUAACCUGUAAAUGCAUUAAUCUCAGCCCCACGUGUGGCAAUACAAGAAUCCUAGAAUGGUUGGGUUGGAAGGGGCUGUAAAGAUCAUCCAGUGUCAACCCCCUGCCACAUUCAGGGCCACCUCCCACUAGACCAGGUUGCCCAGAGCCCUGUCCAAUCUGGCCAAGAGAAUUGGUCCAUUAUAGAGCUCCCCAUGCUAUUUCAGCUGUUAAAUCUUUUUUCUGGUGAAAGAACAAGGCCCUUAGAAUUUGAUGAUGCUGUUGAUACAGGGAACUAACAUGAGUCACCAGUAAAUCCCACCACAGGGAGAUUUGCUAAAUACAAGAGAAAAUACAACUCUACCU